AUGAUGUCAGAUAUAGAUGAUGCUCGGGACAUGCUAAUUGAUGCCGGUAGAUCCCGCAAACGAACAUUACAAACACCAUCAUUUUACAAUAAUAUUCCCCAUGAUGAUAUUUGUAAUGAGGAAGAGCGAGAAGGCAAUAAUAACAGUAUCAACAAUAAUAACAAUCUUGGUAUGCCAGCAUAUGAACAAGUAGAUGCAGAAAAGUGGUCUAAACCAAAUGGAGCUACUCCACCACGACGAAAGACGGGACCAAAAGUGGCCCAAACACGUGUUACCGUAGGAAUGCGGUUAAAACGAUGGAUUAUAACCGGUCGUAUUGGGGCUGGUUCCUUUGGUGAAACAUUUACGGCUGUAGAGGCAAAUAAAGAAGGAGAAGGUGAUGGAGAAGGAGAAACAGCAGAAGAUGUUCUUGUACCUUCCCAUGAUGGUACAUUGGUUACUUCUGGUAAACAAGAAGUGUGUAUAAAGGUUGAACAAGACGAUAAAAACGUUCUUCGUGUUGAGGCCGCCGCUCUCAAGAAGAUGCAGCCCUGUUCUCAGGUAGUACGCUAUUUAGGAAGUGGAAGUACAGGAGGUUUAAAUUUUUUAGUAAUGCAACGACUUGGAUCGAAUUUAGCAGAACUACGACGUGGUACUCAAUCUGGGACAUUUAGUACAUAUACAACUCUUAGGGUUGGUAUAUCGUGUCUUAAAGCUAUACAAGGUAUACAUGACCUGGGGCUAGUACAUCGUGAUAUUAAACCUUCUAAUUUUGUUAUUGGUUUAGGAGGAUCUUCUGAUCCACGCGUGUGUUAUUUAAUUGAUUUUGGUUUGGCUCGUCGUUAUCGUCGUGUGAAUGGUGAAGUACGUCCUCCACGUGAAAAUGCAGGUUUUCGUGGUACAAGCCGAUAUGCUUCCCUGGCUUCCCAUCAUCAGCAGGAACUAGGUCGUGUAGAUGAUAUAUGGAGUCUUUUAUUUAUGCUUAUAGAAUUUGCAACAGGUACUUUACCAUGGCGUAAAUAUAAAGAAAAAGAAGAUAUUGGUCGUUGUAAAGAAGAAGUUAUUGGUCCUGGACUUGUUCAAAAUUUACCGAGAGAAUUUCGUCCAUUUUUAGCACAUUUACAAACUCUACGAUAUGAGGAUGAACCAAGUUAUGAUUUUCUUCUCUCUCUCAUGGAACGAGCUAUUGAACGUCGUGGGUAUCCACCUAAUAAGCAUUUAGAUUGGGAACCUGAAGAAGAAUCAGGAAAUCAUGUAGAUCCUCAUGAUGAUUCAAGUUUAGCUAUUUGUGUCAGUAAACGUAGUGGAGGUGGUGGUGGAGGAGGUGAAGGUGUUUCUGUUGAUAAAACUCCAAUUAAAUCAGUAACUGCUGAAAAUCCUUCGUUAGAACCUCUUGUACGACCAACGGUUCCUGCUCCAGUAGCAGUAAAUAUGGAUAUUAGUGCACCUGUUUCUGCAGUUCAUUUAAUGCGACCAUCACUCUGUUCAGAGGAUGAGGAAGAACGGUGUAGUCGUGUAAGAGUAAGUGACGUAAAUCUUUCCUCUGCAAUGCCUAAAAUAGACACUUCGAAUCAUGAUACUCCUUUCUUAGUGAAGACAGAUAAAAAUUCUAAUACAAAAACGGCUUCGCAUGUGCACCAUGUGCCUUCAACUCCUUUAAACCAAAAAUUUGGAAAAUCUAUUUCUGAAGAACAAUAUAUAAAUAGCGGUAUCCAUAAUCAGGUUCCCGCUAUUACCAAGGAAGAUCAAAUUUCUGUGGAGGAUUCUGAAUUAGUAGACAUUGGUAUUGGUUUCUCACCACGUGAAGGGGAUGGUUCUGUAGCAAAUGGUAAACCAAAAAAUGGAGAUAUCUCACCACCUCCAGAAUGGUUAAUGGAUACAAUGAAACCACAACACGGGCCAGAAUCACCAGACCAGAAUCAAGGAAAAGAACAACAAACUGUUGAAAUUGGGAAGAAAAGGGUUUCCUUUGCCCUAAAUGUAGAUGUUGCUGAUGAAGCAGCGAGGGGUGCGCCGAAAACCCGAAAAGAAUCGAAACAGGAGAAAAAAAAAGCUAAGUGUAAAUGUAACAUCAUGUAA
Trypanosoma theileri is the source of this 2058-nucleotide messenger RNA. RefSeq names its product protein kinase. The record is from RefSeq and is a predicted model, not a curated record. Gene Ontology annotation, molecular function: protein serine/threonine kinase activity; ATP binding. Gene Ontology annotation, biological process: signal transduction; peptidyl-serine phosphorylation. The transcript has a single exon. Gene Ontology annotation, cellular component: nucleus; cytoplasm. The coding region runs from base 1 to 2058 and encodes 685 amino acids. Lineage: Eukaryota; Euglenozoa; Kinetoplastea; Trypanosomatida; Trypanosomatidae.